AUGUUGCCUUUGAAACCACCAGUACCAAAAAAAAAUGUAAAAAACAUUAAACUAGUUGAUUUUCCAAUUUAUGAUGAAAAUGGAGAAAUUUUAGAUCAAAAUUCAUGGCCAAAAUACCAAGGAAUUUUUAAUGGAAAAGUUAUUAUCAUCAACGAUUUAAAUGACAAAUCACGUCUUUGCAAUUUGGGAUGUUUUGGACAAUUGGGUAUAAUUGACAAGGACAAAUUCAUAGAUUACAAAACCCUACAAAAUCAAGUUCUAAGGCAAAAAAAGAACUGGCAAGCAAUGGAAUUAGUGCCAUUUGAUUUUCCUCAUAAUAACCAAAACGUGACUGAUGAAAAAAACUUACACAUCAAACUUCAAGAAGAUUAUGUUGCUAAUAAGCCAGUUUAUAAUAAUUGGAAAGAAUUAAAAUCAAGUUGUUCUACAGAAUAUGAACAGUUGUUAAUUCUAUCUGGCGUUCAACAUGAAUUAUCAUACUUUUUACUUUUAGAAGAAGCCUUUUUUUUAUGUUACACUUUAGAAUGUUUGGAAAUGCGAAAAGAAGACAGUUCACUUAUAAGUAUAGUUGAAUGUUGGAAGCAAUUUAAUGGUUUGAAAAAAAAUUUUCCCUAUUUUUAUGCAGCUUAUCAUUAUUAUAGAUCAAAAGGAUGGGUUGUCAAACCGGGACAACAGUAUGGUGGAGAUUAUGUACUGUACAAAUCAUCACCUAUUUACUAUCAUUCUUCAUAUGUGGUAGUGAUCAGCGUUAAUGGUCAAAAUAGUGAAUCGCUACCAUCAUGGCCUUCGUGGUAUGGAUGUGGUAGAGCAAUAGAAGCUGCCAGUAAAGAGCUACUUAUAUGCACAGUUCUUGGUCCUGCAUAUGAAGAAGGAAUGCUGAUCGAUCUGUCACAAUACACUGUCAAUGACAUUAUAGUCAGACGUUGGGUGCCAUCUCAAAACAGAAAAAAACCUUAA
Messenger RNA from Macrosiphum euphorbiae (potato aphid), 957 nucleotides. Lineage: Eukaryota; Metazoa; Arthropoda; Insecta; Hemiptera; Aphididae. The record is from the annotation of a GenBank genome assembly.